AUGUCGCAGCUUCGCGAAAAGCUGCAGUAUGAGAUAGUGCUGACCGACCACUGGAAUCAGCAAGUCGGCCUUCGUCAGAGUCAGAUGUUCCUUCUCGUGGAAGAUCUCAGCCACUCUGAUUUCUCGGGCGAACUUCUUAGGGGUAGCCCUGGUGUCGCUCAACUGCCGCUACAAGACUCGAACACGGACGAUCGACCCCCAGCUCCCGCCGCCGGCAAUAGGACUCUGCGAAUGUCUUCUCGUACUUCAGCCCAACCGGCUAAGCGGGUGAAGGUGUACGCGCCGGACGCUCCGAUGGUGGGAAAGACGUUUCCAAGGGUUCUAUGA
Peronospora matthiolae is the source of this 327-nucleotide messenger RNA. Lineage: Eukaryota; Oomycota; Peronosporomycetes; Peronosporales; Peronosporaceae. The record is from the annotation of a GenBank genome assembly.